GACCUCGGAGCCUGAGUCCCAGGGCAUAUCUAAAAUGAAGCCACCCAACCAGAGAAGCGUGUCUCCCAGGGAGAAAGCCUCAACUCUUCCCGACUCCAGCAGGACUUGGGAUGCCCCUGGGGACAGCUCUCCCAGCACCAGGAGAGCAGCUGUCCCCAUGAGCACAGGAGCAACGACAGCCACUGCCAUCCCUCACGCCUCCCUUGGGUCCCAGGAAAGGAGCCGAGACUCCUCAGGUCCCAGCAAGGCCCUGAAAACUACAGGACUCUGCAUACCUAAAAGCUUGAAAGACAGUGCUCUGCUUGAAGAUACAGCUUCUGCAUCUGGAAAGAUAUCACAUGCCGGCCCCUCUGUGCCAGUGGCGACUGACAGGACCCUGUCAGGGAGCACAGAGAGCCCUGUGACAGACAUUGACAAGUUCAUUGAGGAAGCCUCCGAGGCAAAGCUUUCUCAGUCUCCUCAGAAAGCAGACAGCAGGGCUCACCAGGACCUUUUCGAAAGUCAGCCACCAGGUGGAGCUGGGGGUGGCAGUUCCCAGCAUGCUCAGCCAGUCAGGAGUGACCAGACAUCCUCCCCGAGGAAGACUGGAGGUGCAGGCUCACCCCCACCCCCUCAGUGGACCUUCCAGCCUUCCGUUCUGGAUUCUAUCUAUCCUGACAAACAUUUGGCUGUCAACAAAAACUUUCUGAACAACUACUCUAGAAAUUUCAGCAGCUUCCAUGAAGAUGGCAUCUCCCUAUCAGGCCCUGGUGGCAGUUCAGAGCUGUCGCCCUCGUCCAUGUAUGGAGAUGCUGAAGACUCAUCUUCAGACCCUGAGUCUCUCGCUGAAGACCCAGGAGCAGCUGCCAGGAAAAACUGGUCACCUCCUCCCUCUCAUGAGUCGUCUCAUAAGGAAGGUAGCAGUGAGUCUGAGGAUGAGCAAAUAGAAAUCUGUGCCACAAAUGGCUGCCCUGAGCCCCCAAUGCCUGCCCAUCCUGCCCAGGAUGCACUCUGCCUAGUUCCAUCCAUACAGCAGCAGAGUGUUGUGAGCGAGCCGCUGGAGGACUCCUGUGAGAGAGCCUGCUUCAUGCCAGGAGCCUCACACACUUCCAUCCCAGGCUCGUCCCAGCCAUUUCCUUUCCUGGAUGUAAGCUCUCAGGAGCGUGAGACAUGGGCGGGCAUAAACGCUUCACGGAGCCACGUGCCCGUAUGCACAGAGGAAAUCAUGGCCGUCGCCAGCACAGGCUCAGUCAUGGGAGACAGACAGUCUUCCCAAAUGACCAGAUCUUGUCAAAACUCUCCAUUUGUGCUUCGGAGCCCAGAUAUGGUAAACGGCUUGGGACGUGACCUGCUGGAUGAGGGAACCCCAGACGAACGAGCAGCUUCUGCCGGUGUGGUGCGCAGUGUGUACGCUCUGGGGGCCGAUGGCCCUAAGAACGGAGAGGCUGUUUUGGCAAACCUACACAUCGCCAAGGGCCACAACCUGGACGACUUGCUACAGAAACCAAAACCAAUCCCCAGGAGACCUAUCGUGACCUGGUUUAAAGAAAUAAAUAAGGACAGCCACGGCACACAUUUGCAGAGCAAGUCUGAGAAGGAACAGUCCUCUGUGCCGGCUACGAGUCCUGGCUCAAAAGCCGACUCAGUGAACGCCAGCCACAGAAAGGGGUUAGCUGUGCCUAAGGGUCCUCCUCCACAGCAGAAGAGUCAGGAAAAUAACGACCUGCCCCCUAAAAGUCCAGUGGAAACACUGAGUAACUGUCAGAAACCCAAGUGCAGCCCUCAGCUGAAGAGGCUGAACAGUAAAAACAAAGCCAGUCCUGAGGUACCCGUGGCCAGUUCCACUAAGGGCAACAAGACGGACCACAGGAAGACCUUGCCGUCACCCCAAGCCUCCCAUAAAAUGCUUUCUAAGGCGGUGUCACACAGGCUCCACAUAGCUGACCAAGAGGAGCCUGAGAACACUGCUGGGGACACCCCCAAGUCUCCCCAGCACAUGCCGGAGAGCAAGCCACCCCUGGCUGCCUCUGGCUCUCUGAGGACCUCUGAGUCCGACACAAACAUUAGAACCUUUACUUCGCCCCUGACCUCCCCCAACCCUCUCCCCGAGCAAGGUGCAAACAGUAGGUUCCACAUGGCUGUCUAUGUGGAAUCUGAUACAAGUUGUCCAACCACCUCCAGGUCCCCUAGGUAUAGACCAGAGGGCAAGGUGCCCCAUGCUAACUCUGGGUCAGUGAGUCCCUCAGCAUCAAGGACCAACAUAGCCUUGGCAGGGAUCAGACAGAGCAAGCAGAUCAUACCCAGCCGGGUAGACUUGGUGGUAUCAGAAGCAGCCCAGUCCCACAGCAUCGGUGAGAAAGGAAUAGAAAAAAGGGCUAGUGAUCCCCCAGAAAGGACAAGCCAGCUAAAAAUAGUUGAAAUUUCUUCUGAAAGAAUGCCAAAGAAUGCAUGUGGUGACAAGCCACCCGAUAGUGACAGGAAGGGAGGAUUCUUGACCCAGAGCAAUUGUCAGGAGAAGAGUGCAGUCAGACUCCGGCAGUCAGCAGAAUCGUCCCCAAAGCAUCCACCCUUCCCUCCCUCUCAGGCCUCCCAGGUGGAACGGGAAAUGCGCUGGUCCUUCAGCAUGGCCAAACUGGCCUCUUCCUCCUCCCCGCAGCUGCCAGCCAAAAUGCCAGGUUCCUCCCAGGGCAAAUCAAGCCAAAUGUCAGCCUCCUUCGGGGUCCCCAAAAAUGGUGUAUCCAUAGGCUUGGCCGGAGAAGAGCACCCCUACUUCACACCAAGGCCAGCCACCAGAACUUAUUCCAUGCCAGCCCAGUUCUCAAGCCACUUUGGACGAGAAGGUCCUUCCCCAGACAGCCCGAGUCACUUGCCUCAGGACCCCCGGGUCCCUGCGACAAGUGACAAUCUCUCUGAGAAGACAGCCAAACGCUUGACUAAUGGACAGACCAUAUACAGCGUGAAGCCUCUGCUGGAAACGUCAAAGAAUCUGCCACCAAUGGAUGGGGGGGAUGUCAGUGCGGUCCCUGAGACGAGCUGCCUCAUCCCAGACAAAGUCAAAGUCACCAGGAGACAUUACUACUGUGAGCAGAAUUGGCCCCACGAAUCUACCUCGUUUUUCUCUGUGAAGCAGAGGAUCAAGUCUUUUGAGAACCUGGCCAAUUCUGACCGGCCUGCGGCCAAAUCUGCCACAUCCCCGUUCUUAUCUGUGAGCUCCAAGCCUCCCAUGAACAGACGGUCAUCUGGCAGUAUCACUUCAGGGAGUCCCAGUGAUGUGACCACAAGGUCACUGAGACGCAGCUUGAGUUCCUGCAGUGAGAGCCAGAGCGAAGCCAGCAGCCUUCUCCCCCAGAUAACUAAGUCCCCAUCCACCGUGACGCUGACUGUCUCCAGGCAGAAUCCACCAGAGACUAGUAACAAGGGCCCCAGCCCAGACUCGAAGAAAUCACUUGUCCCUGUGGGAAUUCCCACCUCCACAGUGAGCCCAGCCUCACCCAUCAAAAGGAACAAGUCCUCUGUGCGCCAUGCCCAGCCCUCCCCAGUGUCACGAUCCAAGCUCCAGGAGCUGAGGGCCUUGAGCAUGCCAGACCUGGACAAGCUGUGUAGCGGUGAGGACUACACUGCCAGCCCAGGGGCUGUGCUCUUUAGAACCCAGCUGGAGAUCACCCCCAGAAGGUCGCAAGGCUCCCCAGCUACCUCUCCAGCUGGCUCCCCAGCUAGAGGUCAUGCAGAUUUCAAUGGAUCCUCAGCCUUUCUUUCAUGUCCUGUGAAUGGUGGCACCAGAGUCUACCCCAAAGGAAACAGCCCUCCAGCCAGUGAGCGUGCAGGACCCACUGGAUCCAGGGAAGGGUGUGACUCUGUGUGGGCCAUGUCUCCCGGGAAAAGCUGGUCAGUUACUUUGGAUCAACUCCUUGCCUCGGUGGGGGACCAGCAGAGAUUACAGGCCGUUUUAUCAUCAGUGGGGUCAAAAUCCCCCAUCCUCACUCUCAUUCAGGAAGCGAAGGCACAAUCUGAGAUUAAAGAAGAUAUUUGCUUCAUAGUCUUGAAUAAAAAAGAAGGCUCGGGUCUGGGAUUCAGUGUGGCAGGAGGGGCAGACGUGGAGCCAGAAUCAGUCAUGGUCCACAGGGUGUUUUCUCAGGGCGCGGCUUCUCAGGAAGGGACUGUGAGCCAAGGGGACUUCCUUCUCUCCGUCAAUGGCAACUCCUUAGCUGGCUUAGCCCACAGUGAGGUCAUGAAGGUUCUGCACCAGGCAGAGCUGCACAAACACGCCCUCAUGAUUAUCAAGAAAGGGAAUGACCAGCCCAGGCCAUCCUUCAGGCAGGAGCCUCCCUCAGCCAAUGGGAAGGGUCCAUUCCCCAGAAGGACCUUGCCGCUAGAGCCUGGAGCUGGGAGAAACGGAGCCACUCACGAUGCUCUGUGUGUCGAAGUGCUGAAAACCUCUGCUGGGCUGGGACUGAGUCUGGAUGGAGAGAAAUCAUCCGUGUCUGGAGAUGGGCCACUGGUGAUUAAAAGGGUGUACAAAGGCGGUGCGGCAGAACAAGCUGGAACAAUAGAAGCGGGUGAUGAGAUCCUUGCUAUUAAUGGGAAGCCCUUGGUUGGGCUGGUGCACUUCGAUGCCUGGAACAUUAUGAAGUCCGUUCCAGAAGGGCCUGUGCAGUUAGUGAUUAGAAAGCACAGGGAGUCGUGAAUUUUUACAGGAAUCUCCUCCCCCAGAUUCACUUCUUUUAGCAAAUCAGAAUGACUUCUUUAAAUGAUGGGUUCUUGAAUCAACAAACGGUUUAGACAGAUAUCCGUGAUUGUACUUUUACAUGAAGCCCGAACUCUGGAAAUCACCUACCUGGACCGUCAGGGCUGGGCGGGCAUCAUUUCGUUCAGUGCCUCGGAUCAAGAGCUGACAUGCUCUUCAUCUGGAACACCUAGCUGUACCUUUGCAUCCCUCGUCACCUCUCCCAGCAUCAGUCCUGGUGAGUAGGGACCAGAGGAUAACACAAAUGCCCCAGCUAAAAUGAUAUAUGUAUGUAGAUUUAUAUAAUUUUGUACGUAAAUGACAUAAUGCUUUUAGGUACAUGCAGUGAAAGGCAGAGCUAUGGAUCUACGUAUGUUACCUUGAAAAGGAAAAUGAGACUUAAAGAAAAUGAAUUUAUGACCUAAUUGUUAGGCAGAGCUCAGGUAUUACCCAACCAGUGAAAAAGAUGACAAUUUUAAAAAGUGCUAUUUUUUAAUGAACGUAAUGUAUGAUGAGAACUUGGAAGUUCUGAUGGUUUUCUGUUUCAGAGUGUAAGUCAGAAGGCUGUUACAGAGCAACAGUUCUGAUGGAUUGCAAUAAAAAGCUGUGAGCUUCCCUGCUUGGGAGAAGGAAGUUCUAGCCGGAAAAGCACCUUGCAUCUAGUUUUCAAACUUGAGUACAUGGUCAAAUUCAAGACUGGUCAACACAAAAGCAGGCACAGUUGUCAUUGCCUUUCCAUUUCCACAUACGUGCACCACCACCGUAAUGGAAUUUUUGAGAGUCAAAUCCCUCAAAACUUGCAAACGCAGGCAUUCUGUGGUCCAAACCGAGGAGCGUCUGAGCAUCCCCUCGGGGAAAUUAUGUUAGUGUUGCCUCUUCACCCCUCCAGACCUAAAGAAGCAUAGAGUUUGUAGUCCAGUUCUCUUCCCUGACAGAGCUCUGUGAUGGCUCAACUUCUUGCUAUUUUCUUUUUUUCCUGUUUUGCCAAUUCUUUCUCUUGCCAAAACUGGGGUCCCGCAGACCAUUCUGACUCCGGCUGCUUGUGAAACUCCUCCGGCCGCUUCCUCCGGAGCCCUUCUUCUUCCGGCUGGCUCCGGAACUCUUCCUUCUCACAAGCUGGCUUUUCCUCCCUUUGCACUGACCAUCGUUUUCUUAAAUCCCAAAGCCUCACCAGCUUCAUUUACCAAACAAGGAAAAUGGAAAAACAGGGUGUGUCACUCUCAAGGAAAAGGACUAUAUAGUGUUCACCACUCUAUCCUCAGGUGGUGCCACCCAGUGCUGGGUCCCGGGGUCCUGGGUGGAAACUAUUUGCAAAUCCCGCAUGCGUGUGCAAUGCUCCGGGGUCUCGUUAACAGCUGGGUCUAGGGGAAAGAGCGCUGAGGUGCUUGAGCUGCUGUUUGUUGCCUUUGUACAUGUCAUCUGAGCCUGAUCCUGCUGGCCGUCUGCAGAGGAGACUCGGAGAGGGCCCGCAGGUGGGCGCAAAAUAACUGGCUCGUUUUCAACAGGUCUCACAAAGAAAACUACAGUCCAGGAGUUAGCUAGGAAAGCCUGGCUUAGCAUCUACUCUUCCUUACAGUUACAAGUAGGAUACUCUAAGACGUCAGUGCAAGGUGCAUGCUUGGUUGUUGUUUAAGUCUCCGGGUCAGUUUCUGCUUUCUUCUUACCUGAAUGAUAAUUUGAAGUCAGCACGGAAAUCCUUUUUUUUUUUUUCUUUCCUUUGUCUUUCUUUUUUUGCCUCUACUCCUUUACAGUCAUGCCUAUUAAGUCCUUUGUGAACAGACAGGACCUUGGGAACAAUGGUCUCUUUCCAAGUGUCCCCAAAGCUCCUAUCUGAAGAGUACAUGAAGGACCUCUGGCUUACUAUACUAUGUUAAGUCAUCAGGCAUUUGGACUGGAUCUUUCCAGAAGGUCUUCCCAGCUAACUGGGAAUGUAAGGGAAGAAGCAAGAGCUAGCCCUGUCUCUGACCCUGAGAUAGAAAGCUAUUUAUUUGUGUUGAGUGUUCAAGGCAUGACUAGUACUGCUUAGUCUAAUAAACCCCCCACACUUCCUGCAGUGAACACUAAUGGUAUUGUUCUAACCCUUUUUCUUUGUAAGUGGUCAGUCAUUCACAGUAAGCUAUGAGGUAAAAUGUGUUCUAACAUACAAACCGUAGUUGUAAGACAAUACCGUGAAGGCUCAAGUAGGCCAGGUUUCAGUCCCACCCUCCCACACACAUCACACUGCAUUGUAGGGUUGACUUUAGUUGGCACCACACCUGUACAUUAUACAUUCUUUAUUUAUGUAAAAUAAAAUGCCUUAUAUAUUAAAGAGUAAGUGCAAUAAUAUGAAAUGGCCUGUACAUUUAAAAAAAAAAUGUUGCCAAGCUAUGUAAAUCCACAUCUCUGUAAACAAUUUUUUAAAUAAUUUUCAAAAAAAUAAACACUGCUUACU
Molecule: messenger RNA, 7133 nt
Organism: Arvicanthis niloticus (Nile rat)
Lineage: Eukaryota; Metazoa; Chordata; Mammalia; Rodentia; Muridae
Source: RefSeq, a predicted model, not a curated record